This is a messenger RNA of Cercocebus atys (sooty mangabey), 6727 nucleotides long. It is a transcript of the gene SORBS2, whose product is annotated as sorbin and SH3 domain containing 2. The coding region runs from base 1035 to 4637 and encodes 1200 amino acids. The record is from RefSeq and is a predicted model, not a curated record. Gene Ontology annotation, biological process: Notch signaling pathway. Gene Ontology annotation, molecular function: protein binding. The transcript is spliced from 22 exons. NCBI's taxonomy places the organism in Eukaryota, Metazoa, Chordata, Mammalia, Primates, Cercopithecidae. Gene Ontology annotation, cellular component: plasma membrane; neuronal cell body; synapse.
ACUAAUAGGGCUUCGCUUCCUCGAUUUCAUACACAGCCCUGGCUCAUAUAAAAAAGAGUUCUUCAGGAGAGCGGAAAAAUCAGAGCACUUCCACUAUCGGUGAAAUGUGUAGAAAGAUAGCAGAAGCUACCCUCCUCAAAAAAAUGAUGAGUUUGAUGAAAAGAAAUUAACAAGCUGUGUGGGUGUGCGGCACAUGAUCAGCCAUGCUUGCUAAGUCUGUCUGUUGGUUGUUGCUAUGGCUACGAAAAGCCAGUGGAACCCAAUGAGCUGUCUGCAGCAGUGCUGAGAGGACCAGCCAUUUUACUUAUGGAAAACAGUGUGGCAUAUUCUGCUGAGCUUCACCCUGGAAGAAGCCUCUUUUAUACAUCUCUUCAGGGAAGAGAGAAGCAAUGGGCAUGUUAGUAUACAAUGAUCACAGCCACGCAGGCCUGCAAGCUGCCGUUUGGACAGGCUGUUGACUGCUGUUCCAAUUAGCUGAUUGGAGAACGUGGAAUGCAGAGUGAUAAUGCUGCGUAUCUGCUAUCAGGCAGCAGCACAGGUUUUUGUCUUGGGAAGGCAAGCUUUCCCUGCAAUAUUAUCUCAGCAGCUCCCUAGCUGCUUACCCUGAAAACGAGGGAUCCAAACGGAGGGUGUUGCCCUCUGCUAAGGCUGGUCCUGUGCGUGGUUGUAGCAUAUGAGCGGCAGGUCUGAAAAAGCAGGUGUGUGCUGGGACGGGCACUGGACUGGAACGCAGGCGGACGCUCUCGGGUUUACCUGCUUCCUGUUAACAGAUUGUGGGCUCCCAGGGCAUAUGUCUGCACGCUGAGGCCGAGGCGGAGAAGGGGCUUCCUGGGCAUCCCACCACACUGACAGAGACACUUGGAUUGGACUUAAUCUUAAACCUCUGGAGUUCAAGACCUUUUAAAAAGGGCUAAAUAAACAAUCUCUACAUGUAAAAGGCCACUGACUCCUACUUCCUCUGCAUAGAACAACUGUUGAACUCAGCUGGCUGUAGGAAAACUGAAGACUUUAAUAACAAACUCUCCAAGGUCAAAAUGAACACAGAUAGCGGUGGGUGUGCUCGCAAACGUGCCGCCAUGUCUGUUACGCUAACAUCUGUGAAGAGAGUGCAAAGUUCUCCAAACCUAUUGGCUGCAGGCCGUGAUUCUCAGUCACCAGACUCAGCUUGGAGAUCUUACAAUGAUGGCAAUCAAGAGACACUGAACGGAGAUGCUACAUAUUCCUCUCUUGCAGCAAAAGGUUUUAGAAGCGUUCGACCAAACCUACAAGAUAAAAGAUCACCAACUCAGAGCCAGAUAACAGUGAAUGGAAACUCUGGAGGUGCCGUGAGUCCCAUGAGUUACUAUCAGAGGCCGUUUUCCCCCUCGGCAUAUUCUCUCCCAGCCUCACUCAACUCCAGCAUCGUCAUGCAGCACGGCACGUCCCUUGAUUCCACAGAGACGUAUCCCCAGCACGCGCACUCUCUGGAUGGCACCACCAGCAGCUCUGUCCCCCUGUACCGAUCCUCAGAGGAAGAGAAGAGAGUCACCGUCAUCAAAGCCCCGCAUUACCCAGGGAUCGGGCCCGUGGAUGAAUCCGGAAUCCCCACAGCAAUUAGAACGACAGUCGACCGGCCGAAGGACUGGUACAAGACGAUGUUUAAGCAAAUUCACAUGGUGCACAAGCCGGAUGAUGACACAGACAUGUAUCAUACUCCUUACACAUACAAUGCAGGUCUGUACAACCCACCCUACAGUGCUCAGUCACACCCUGCUGCAAAGACCCAAACCUACAGACCUCUUUCCAAAAGCCACUCCGACAACAGCACUAAUGCCUUUAAGGAUGCGUCCUCCCCAGUGCCUCCCCCACAUGUUCCACCUCCAGUCCCACCACUUCGACCAAGAGACCGGUCUUCAACAGAAAAGCAUGACUGGGAUCCUCCCGACAGAAAAGUGGACACAAGAAAAUUUCGGUCUGAGCCAAGGAGUAUUUUUGAAUAUGAACCUGGCAAGUCAUCAAUUCUGCAGCAUGAAAGACCAGCCUCCUUGUAUCAGUCGUCUGUAGACAGAAGCCUGGAAAGACCCAUGAGUUCUGCAAGCAUGGCCAGUGACUUCAGGAAGCGGAGGAAGAGCGAGCCUGCAGUGGGUCCACCACGGGGCUUGGGAGAUCAAAGUGUGAGCAGGACUAGCCCAGGCCGAGCGGACCUCCCAGGAUCAAGCACCACCCUUACAAAGUCUUUCACUAGCUCUUCUCCUUCUUCCCCAUCGAGAGCAAAAGGUGGGGAUGAUAGCAAAAUGUGUCCAUCCCUUUGCAGUUACUCAGGGCUCAACGGCAACCCCUCCAGUGAGUUAGAUUACUGUAGCACUUAUAGACAGCACUUAGACGUCCCUCGGGACUCCCCAAGGGCCAUCAGUUUCAAGAACGGCUGGCAAAUGGCCCGGCAAAACGCAGAAAUCUGGAGCAGCACAGAAGAAACCGUUUCUCCCAAAAUGAAAUCCCGGAGCUGUGACGAUCUCCUAAAUGAUGACUGCGAGAGCUUCCCGGACCCGAAAAUCAAGUCAGAAAGUAUGGGCUCCCUGUUGUGUGACGAGGACUCCAAAGACAGCUGCCGCAGAGCCUGGGGGUCGCCCUACAUCCAGGAGGUUCGCAGCGCCGGCAGGUCAAGGAUCAGACACCGGUCAGCCCACAACGCCCCGGGGUUCCUAAAGAUGUACAAGAAGAUGCACCGCAUUAACCGCAAGGACCUGAUGAAUUCCGAGGUGAUCUGCUCCGUGAAGUCCAGGAUACUGCAGUACGAGAGCGAGCAGCAGCACAAGGGCCUGCUGCAGGCCUGGAGCCAGUCCUCCACGGAGGAGGUGCCCCGAGACAUGGUGCCCACGCGCAUUUCCGAAUUCGAAAAGCUGAUUCAGAAGUCCAAAUCCAUGCCCAAUUUAGGGGAUGACAUGCUAUCUCCCGUCACCCUAGAACCACCACAAAACGGCUUAUGUCCCAAGAGGCGAUUCUCCAUUGAGUAUUUGCUGGAGGAAGAAAAUCAGAGUGGACACCCCUCUCAGGGCCAACGAGGCUGCACGUCUAACGCCCUGGUGCCCAUUCACAUUGAAGUCACCAGCGAUGAGCAGCCCAGAGCUCACGUGGAGUUUUCCGACAGCGACCAGGAUGGGGUUGUGUCUGACCACAGUGACUACAUUCACGUAGAGGGGUCAUCCUUCUGCAGUGAAAGUGACUUUGAUCACUUUUCCUUCACAUCCUCGGAAAGCUUUUAUGGAUCCAGCCACCACCACCACCACCAUCACCACCACCACCACCGCCACCUCAUCAGCUCCUGCAAAGGCAGAUGCCCGGCCUCCUACACUCGAUUUACCACGAUGUUGAAACACGAAAGAGCCAGACACGAAAACCCCGAGGAGCCCAGAAGGCAAGAAAUGGACCCUGGCCUUUCUAAACUGGCUUUUCUAGUCAGCCCUGUGCCUUUCCGCAGGAAAAGAAAUUCAGCCCCCAAGAAACAGACUGAAAAGGCAACAUGUAAAGCAUCUGUGUUUGAGGCUCUGGACUCUGCCCUUAAAGACAUCUGUGACCAAAUUAAAGCUGAAAAGAAAAGGGGGAGCUUGCCAGACAACAGCAUCUUGCACCGUCUCAUCAGUGAGCUGCUGCCAGAUGUUCCCGAGAGGAACUCGUCCCUGAGGGCACUGAGGAGGAGCCCCCUGCACCAGCCUCUCCACCCACUGCCUCAAGAUGGUGCUAUUCAUUGUCCACCCUACCAGAAUGAUUGCGGGAGAAUGCCUCACAGUGCCUCUUUCCAAGAUGUGGACACAGCCAACAACUACCACCACCACCAGGACCGUGGCGGUGCACUCCAAGGCCGUGAGUCCCCUAGAAGUUACUCAUCCACUUUGACUGACACAGGGAGAAGUACACCAAGGGAAAGAAGAGGAACUCCAGAAAAAGAGGUAGUUAAUUUAAUAGCAUUGGAACCGUGUCAACGUGUUUCUUCCAGGGAGCUGUCAUUUAAGAAAGGAGAUACUGUCUACAUCCUCAGGAAAAUCGAUCAAAAUUGGUAUGAGGGAGAACACCACGGCAGAGUGGGCAUCUUCCCGAUCUCAUACGUAGAGAAACUCACACCUCCUGAGAAAGCACAGCCCGCGAGACCACCUCCGCCAGCCCAGCCCGGAGAAAUUGGAGAAGCUAUAGCCAAAUACAACUUCAGCGCAGACACAAACGUGGAGCUGUCACUGAGAAAGGGAGAUAGAGUUAUUCUUCUUAAAAGAGUUGAUCAAAACUGGUAUGAAGGCAAAAUCCCAGGAACCAACAGACAAGGCAUCUUCCCUGUUUCCUAUGUGGAGGUCGUCAAGAAGAACACAAAAGGUGCUGAGGAUUACCCCGACCCUCCAAUACCCCACAGCUAUUCUAGUGAUAGGAUUCACAGCUUGAGCUCAAAUAAGCCACAGCGUCCUGUGUUUACUCAUGAAAAUAUUCAAGGUGGGGGGGAACCGUUUCAGGCUCUGUAUAACUAUACUCCUAGGAACGAAGACGAGCUGGAGCUCAGAGAAAGUGAUGUCAUCGAUGUGAUGGAGAAGUGCGAUGACGGCUGGUUUGUGGGGACCUCAAGAAGAACCAAAUUCUUUGGUACUUUCCCCGGAAACUACGUCAAGAGACUGUGAAUCGCUCUCCCUCCUUCUGUAGGCCACCUGCCAGCCACGCACCUGCAUCAACGCCUGAAACACCCUGCAGGCCUCCCGUCAUCAUGCCUUACGGUUUCCAAUGCACCGUCACCAUCUCCACCUGCCACCAAACCACCAGCAGAGUAACCGCCGCUGCUGUGAGCCUGGGGGCGACAUGGCAGGCUGGCCCCCUCCGUGAAAGUGUGGAUUCCUACUUCCUGCUCUAAGCUUUGACACGUCAAAAUGUGGGAUCAGAAAGAAAAUCAUGAUACUUAAAAAUGGUCAAAUAUUUGAGGCAAAAAAAAAAAAAGUGUCUCCAGGGGGGGCUAUUUCAACACCUCCCCCCAGGCGAUGUUCUCCCCAAAGACGACCAGAAAAUUGUUUAUUGGGAAAUGCUGUGGUUUGCGUUUUCACCUUCUUAGCUUGGCAGUGUAUAUUCUUUUCACAAGUUUGCCUAGUGUCUUGGUUUACACAAUAUGACAACUGUAACUGUACUUUAGCUAGUGUUUGCCUGCACAUACAUGUUGUAAUAUGCACAGUGAUUACCACCUUUAAAGCAAGAGGAGGAAAGUUAAUUUGGAUGAGUGUGAUUUUGUUGAUUGAAUGUAAGUUUUCAAAUAGGAGUCUUUUUCUGCAAAUUUUUUGCACUUUUUAGAAGUGCAAACAGUAAAUGAAUAAGAGCCUUCAGUAAUAAUCAUGACAGUACAAGAGGCUGAGCUAGACUACAGGGCAAAACUAUUGUGUUGUAAAGUUGCAUCGCUAUUUUAUAUUAAAAUGUAAUGAUCAGCAUCAUGAACAAUGAGCUCUUAGUGUUUUAUUUAUCUGAAAAAAAAUGUAAGUAAAAGCAGUGUUAGUGAGAGGUGCAAAGAAUUAUUCUAACAUAGACACUUGAAAGUAUCUGUAAGCAAUACUAGUAGGUAAGAUUUCACUGUGUGUACACAUACACAUUUGAGAUUGUAUGAGAACAUAUAAUCCAUAUGCGAUGUUGUACAUUUUAUGGAAAUGUAAUAGAAUCUCACACAUUAUUUUAUAGAAAUAGAGUACAGAAGCAUCACAAGUAUUAAAGUUGGUUUUAGCAAGGAUUAUGAUUAAUACAAUUAUUUUUACUAUAAUAAUUAUUUUUCUUCUAUGGAACUCAGAAUCCUGGCUACAUUUGAGGACAGGAAUAUGUUGAGCCUGAUUUUCCUGGUGUGUGUAAAAUAUUUCCUAGGAAUAAAUUAGGCACUUUUUAGAAACAAUGUUAAAUCAUUCAGGUUUUAUUUUCUGCCCUGAAGCAGAAAUUUACAAAAUGAUAUUGGGACCUGGAAGGUUUAAUAUAGUUCACAGUGCCUGAAUUACACAUACGCCAAGAACUAGCUUUGUAUUUCUUAUGACUUUGCAUAAGAACUAUUCAUCUUUGGAUCUUGAGCACCUUAUAGAUAAAACUUUUUAUGGCAUUUCUUUCGUGGACAGUGAUUGAUCUUUUCACAAUGUACGUAGUCUUUAGAAUUUUGUACAUAUGUUUGCUCUUUUUUUGUACAGAAUAUUUAGUUUAGUUGUUGAGAAAACAGGGGAGUUUCCUAAUUUGGUCUUUAUCCUGCGACAACACUUUCAGCAGACUAGCCUCUCCCUAUCUCACAGAUCACAAGCACCCCUAGAUAAUGUGAUUCUGUCAGAUAGCAUUUAUGCAAAAAUCUAUGAAGUUAAAAGAUCGUAGAAGCCAAACUGAAAUGUACAUAUCUACUGACUGAUGACAAGGGAAUUUCAUUAGGACGAAGGUAAAGCAACAUCUUUGAGUAGGCUACCUUGAUUUCUGUCAAGUUCACAACCAGCUUCGUAUUUUAAAGGCUUCAGGUUUGAAAUUAAGUCAACUGCAUGCAGCUUUGCUGAUAAAUGAAUAAUUCUCUUUGAUGCCAUUUAUGAGAAAAGACUUCAAUAUCUGUUGCCUGUCAUAUUUAAGAAAAAUUACUGUUUCUACUCUCUGUAUCUGAUUUUAAAAGAAAAAAAAAGAUUCAUACCUGGCUUCCAGGUAAUUGACUUUGAAUUCUUACAAGCAAAGGUCAUUGUGUUUUUCUUGAAUAGACAUCUAAUAAAUUUUGCUUGGAAGUAUA